Molecule: messenger RNA, 707 nt
Organism: Rubroshorea leprosula
Lineage: Eukaryota; Viridiplantae; Streptophyta; Magnoliopsida; Malvales; Dipterocarpaceae
Source: the annotation of a GenBank genome assembly
AAAAGCCUUCAGAGUUGUAAUAUAGCAGCAAAGAACUUUCAUACAGAUAAGGACAGUCCUCAAAGUUGUGGACAAUUCAUGAGCUGAGAAGGUAAUGUGCAUACAAUCUCUCAAAGGGAAGAAAGGAGCAAGGUUGGGGGACACUAUAGGUGCAUCAGUAAAGGAAGCCAUGCCCAAUGGAAAAGUGAAGAAAGGAAAGGUUGUUUAUGGUUUGGUUGUGCGAGCUGCCAUGCAGCGUGGCCGUUGUGAUGGUAGUGAGAGCAUAUUGCCUAAAGCUGAGUACUGAGGUAUGAGUCCUGUAAACAACACAGAAAAGUGGUCUUCCUCCACCAAAUGCUUAUAGUUAUCCUUGUACCUUUUGUCGUAUGGAAACUUGUUCAAACAAUUGUGUGCAUGCCUUUGUUUACAUUUCUUGGAUUUGAUCAUAGACUGCCAAAUUAGUACUUUGCUGGGUAAUAGUGAAAUCUCUUAAGUUCUACUUAUAACAUGUUGCAUAAUAAGUGGCAAUUCUGCAGUCCUAAACUCUUAAAUGUUGUUUUGUUCCUUAAAUCAGUUCAAAUUUCUCUCUUCUUCUUCUUUUUCUUCCUUUUUUUUUUUUUUCCUGUAUGCAUUUCUUAUCUGCAAACAUGUUCAUGGUCCACCAUUUUGUUGAUUAGAUUUAAGCAAGCAUCUAGUGUAUUUUGUUUGAUUAAAUUUCAUUUUCUUGG